UCUGCAGCGGAUCAUCAUCUGUUGAGCUCCGAGGACAGGCACUUUUCUUUGCUCCUCCUUAUUAAAGAUUCACAGUGAUCGUGACUGGCGGGUGUCGUGCGCUAAAUGCCACUCGUGUGUUUCCGGAACCUGCAGGAUUUGCCUUUUAAUUUCUCCGAACUGGAUAUAAUGUUCAACUGCGACCGAGAGAUGCACAAGUUCUCUUAACCACAGCAGUGAUACAAUGGGGAAACUUCACUCAAAACAUGCUUGCAAACGUCGGGAAAAUCCUGAGGGGGAUAGUUUUGUUGUGAACGGCUUUAUUUCGAGACGAGGAGUUGAAGAAGGCGAGAGAUAUGACACCAGCCUCAAAGAUUAUAAGGAGCUGAAAGACAGACAGACGCCGGCCCACCACUGCCCUCUGGAGGUGGUUUUGCCUCCAGAAAAGGCUGAAGGACGUGAGAGUUUUCUGCCGUCUGAAGAUGGAGAGAAAGACGCGCUGAAGGAAACCUGCAAAGGGAAGAAACGCAUCAGUUUAGAUGAUCUGGAGUGUAAUGUGUCUCUGGUUGAUGACAGCAGGCAGGAGUGGGUCUUCACGCUCUAUGACUUCGACAACAGCGGAAGAGUCACAAAAGAGGACAUGUCCAGUUUGAUGCACACUAUCUAUGAUGUGGUGGACGCCUCCGUCAAUCACUCGUGUAACAGCAAACGAAAGACUUUACGGGUGAAGCUGACGGUCACUCCUGAACCCGGAGCUCGCAGGAAAGACACGACACACGCUGGAAAUGACAAAGACGCGAAUCGUUUGAGUCGCAUUGAGUCGGUUCACGCGGAGGACAAACGGCAACGCACACACGUCAGAGGUCAGACUGCUGAAGCUCACGAGAGGAAUCAGUACUGUGUGGAUGAGAACACAGAGAGACGAAACCAUUACUUGGAUCUGGCUGGAAUAGAGAACUACACCUCCAGAUUUGACAGUUCCUCUCCUCCUGCGGCCCAACAAGAGCAGCCGUCACGGCCUUCACACAACCAGAGCCGUUCCCGUUCUCACGAGCCCGAGACACACACCCAUCAGCGGCGAUCGCAGAUCAUCGCCGACCCAUGCGUGGCCCCGGAUCCCCGUGUGCGCGGCGGGCCCCAGUCUUUCAGAUCCCCCAAGAGUGCAUCCAAAGGCGGUCAGUCUGCGGCCAAAAUCAGCAAGUGCCACGGCUACUAUCCAUCCAUGCAGGGUGUGCCCCUCCCAGCGGGUCAGGACGUGUACCAUCUACCCCAGCAGAACCACCCACAGCCCUCGACGGGUCACCAGCACCCUCUCCAGCACAGUCACAGCAAGAGAUUGAGAGCCAAAGCCAGGGAACAGGCACUGUCACCCUCAAAACACACCCAGCAGCAGCCCUCGCCCGUCAGCCCGCCGGCGCCGGACCGCGAGCAGAACGCCGGGUUGGUGGUUCCUGUGGUCCAGCGACACGAACAUCAUCAUCAUCACGAACACCAUCAUCAUCACCACUACCACCACUACCAUCAGACAUGACUUCACAAACACACUCCCAAACUCAUAAAGCUGUGGAUGUGAGCUCAUUACAGUCGCAUUGAGAUUUCAGGCUAACCAAAAAGUCCAGUUCUCUAUGCCUGUCGGGUUUCGUUCCUGUUCUGCGGUAUGAAUGUUCAGCAAGUAUUUCUAUAAAACAUGUAUCAGAUAUUUAGAAAUCUGCUCUGCUCAAACUCAGGCACUUAUUAAGUUUAUUUACUAUAUUGUCAUCAUUUGAAAACAGAGCUAAAGUUAGUCAUUGCUGACAGUUUACAUGAAGACAUCAACUUCCUUUGGUAUUUUUUAAUCUUUUGAAAUUUUGGUUAUGCUUUUAUGGAUGUGUGUAAUUUUAUCGACCAAUGGCAAAAACAUAAUGAAAUGGAGUUUUGGUAAUUAAAGGGGUUUUACAAAAGAGGACACUAUAAAAUAAAUGUAAAUCAAUUAUCAGUAAAGAAAAAAACUACAGCUCAGAAGUUUGAGAUCAGUAAGACUUGUAAUGUUUUCUAAAGAAGUCAUUUUUGCUCAUCAAGGGUGCAUUUAUUUGAUCAAAAAUAUAGAAAAAAACAAUAAUACUGCAAAAUGUUAUUACAGCAUAAAAUAAUGGUUUUUAUUUGAAUAUACUUUAAAAUAUAAUUUAUUUCUGUGAUGCAAAGCUGAAUUUUCAUCAGCCGUAAGUGUCACAUGAUUCUUCAGAAAUCAUUCUAAUAUGCUGAUUUUUUAUUAGAAUGAUCAAUGUUGGAAACAGUUGUGCUGCCAAAUGUUUUUUGGAACCCAUGAUUCUUUUUUUCAGGAUUCUUUGAUAAAUAACAAGUUAAAAAGAACAGAAUUUAUUCUAAAUAUAAAUCUUUUCUAACAAUGUAAGUCUGUGCUCUCACUUUUUAUUAAUUUUACACAUCCUUGGUGAAUAAAAGUAUUCAUUUCUUUCAAAAAAAGAAAGAAUAAAAAUUUGCUGAACCCAAACUUUUGAAGAGUACUGUAUAUUGUUAGAAAACCUUUCUAUUUUAAAUAAAUGCUGUUCUUUAACUUUUCAUUCAUCAAAGAAUCCUGAAAAAAGUAUCACAGUUUCCUAAAAAUAAUUAAGCAGCACAACUGUUUCCUGAAGAAAUAAUUUCUGAAGGAUCAUGGGACACUAAAGACUGGAGUAAUGAUGCUGAAAAAUUCAGCUUUGAUCACAGAAAUAAAUUCGAUUUUUAAUGUGUAUUAAAAUAGAACGUUGUUUUACAUAAUAAUAACAUUUCACAAUAUAACAUUGUAUAACAAAAGCAGUUAUGAUGAGCAUUAGAAACUUAUCUAAAACACAUUCAAAAUCUUACUGAUCCCAAACUUUUGAGCGGUUCUGUGUGCACACUACACAUAUAUGUAUAUACACACACACAUAUAUAUAUAUAUACACUCACUUCUGGUCGAAAGUUUGGGAUAAAUUAAGAUUUUCUAUAUUUGUUUUUGCAGGAAGUCUCUUCUGCUCACAAAGGUUAUGUUUAUUUAAUUAAAAAUAUAGUAAAUACAGUAAAAAUGUGAAUUAUUAUUACAAUUUAAAAUAACAAUUUUCUAUCGUGAUAUAUUUUAAAAUGCAAUUUAUUCCUUUGAUGCAAAGCUGAAUUUUCAGCAUCAUUACUCCAGUCUGCAGUGUCACAUGAACCUACAGAAAUCAUUUAACCAUAAGAGACUUUUUUCAAAAACAAAAAAUAUCUUUAUUAUUGCAAACUUUUGACUGGUAGUGUGUAUAUGAAGAGUUUAUUUGCAAAACUCAUUUUUUUUUUAUUAUGUUAUCACGUUUUGUUGUGUUAAUAAGUUGUAUUUUUAGUUAUUUUUACCAACUGCAGUUUAAGAUUAAUUGGAAUGCACAAUGAAACAACACGAUUUCCGUUUUUGCAAAUGAACUCUUCAUAUGUACAUACACAUGUACAUUGUUUGAAACGUUUCCCGAGACCCAGUGAAAAAAGAAAAGUCAAUUCAAACCAAAAUAUUUUAAAAUUCAUUUAAUUGUGACUGAUUUCCAUGUCUAAGAUUUUAUCCAGUAUAUUCAGACAUGUAUGAUGGGGUCAUGAAAUGUACUGCAUAGAAGGAUUGACCCCAUAAUAUCUAAAUGAUCAUAUUGUAGCGUGAUGCUCUGCUCGGCUGCAGAUUUCUCUGUCACUCAGAUGUGGUUUUGUGUGACCGCGUCUCUUCAAGUAUUUUUUCUAGUAUUCUCAGGUGAACGGUGCUGCUCUGUAGCUUUUCUGGAAAAAAAAGGCUAUUUCUCCCUUCGGGAGACCCUGCCAUGGACUGAACGUCUCCCUCCUACCAGAGGAAAUAUCACCACUGCCAGUUUGAAUGCUAAAAUAUCCUUUAUGUUUAAAAAUAAAACUAUAUGAAUAUAAACAUUUACUGUAUGAUUAUACUGCAUAUGCAUAUUUAUCAUGGU
Molecule: messenger RNA, 3911 nt
Organism: Labeo rohita (rohu)
Lineage: Eukaryota; Metazoa; Chordata; Actinopteri; Cypriniformes; Cyprinidae
Gene: nkd2b
Product: NKD inhibitor of WNT signaling pathway 2b
Exons: 10
Coding region: 224-1510 (428 amino acids)
Biological process (GO): negative regulation of Wnt signaling pathway
Cellular component (GO): cytoplasm
Molecular function (GO): calcium ion binding
Source: RefSeq, a predicted model, not a curated record